Messenger RNA from Glycine soja, 1523 nucleotides. RefSeq names its product myb-related protein 306-like. Lineage: Eukaryota; Viridiplantae; Streptophyta; Magnoliopsida; Fabales; Fabaceae. The record is from RefSeq and is a predicted model, not a curated record. The transcript is spliced from 3 exons. Bases 238 to 1236 code for a protein of 332 amino acids. Gene Ontology annotation, biological process: response to auxin.
GCAAAGGUUAGGCUUGGACACAUGCAUUACAACCCUAUCAAGUAAAGAGGGUUAGAGAAAUAAAAAGAGAAGAAAGAAAACACGAUAGUAUCAUCAUAUCACCACCACACACAUAGAUAGAGAGAGGAAAACGACCUAUAUUUUUUUUUCCUUUGAGAGCUUCAGGGGCUAGGAAAAUUAGAAGGACAGCCACAAGUAUAAAGGCGGUGAAAUAAAAGAGAAAGACAAGAAGGAGACAUGGGAAGACCACCUUGUUGUGACAAAGAAGGGGUCAAGAAAGGGCCUUGGACUCCUGAAGAAGACAUCAUAUUGGUGUCUUAUAUUCAGGAACAUGGUCCUGGAAAUUGGAGGGCAGUUCCUGCCAAAACAGGGUUGUCAAGAUGCAGCAAGAGUUGCAGACUUAGAUGGACGAAUUACCUGAGGCCAGGAAUCAAGCGUGGUAACUUCACAGAACAAGAGGAGAAGAUGAUAAUCCAUCUUCAAGAUCUUUUAGGAAACAGAUGGGCUGCAAUAGCUUCAUACCUUCCACAAAGAACAGACAAUGACAUAAAGAACUAUUGGAAUACCCAUUUGAGAAAGAAGCUGAAGAAGAUGCAAGCAGGCGGUGAAGGUGGUAGCUUUGGAGAAGGGUUUUCAGCCUCAAGGCAAAUCCCUAGAGGCCAGUGGGAAAGAAGGCUCCAAACUGAUAUCCAAAUGGCAAAGAGAGCCCUCAGUGAAGCUCUUUCACCAGAGAAAAAGCCAUCUUGUUUAUCUGCCUCAAACUCAAACCCUUCAGAUAGUAGCAGCUCCUUCUCUUCCACAAAACCAACAACAACACAAUCUGUGUGCUAUGUAUCAAGUGCUGACAACAUAGCUAGAAUGCUCAAGGGUUGGAUGAAGAACCCACCAAAGUCCUCAAGAACCAACUCGUCUAUGACUCAGAACUCAUUCAACAACUUAGCAGGUGCUGAUACUGCUUCUAGUAGUGGAGCAAAGGGACCACUAAGCAGUGCCGAAUUGUCUGAGAAUAAUUUUGAAUCCUUGUUUGAUUUUGAUCAGUCUUUGGAGUCUUCAAACUCUGAUCAAUUCUCUCAGUCCUUGUCUCCUGAGGCCACUGUUUUGCAAGACGAAAGCAAGCCUGAUAUUAAUAUUGCUGCAGAAAUUAUGCCCUUCUCUUUGCUUGAGAAAUGGCUCCUUGAUGAGGCAGGUUGCCAAGAGAAAUUAGUUGGUUGUUGUGGUGAUGCCAAGUUUUUCUAAGUUGGGUUCAUUUUGUGACAUAUGAGACUGUGGGAUUUUUUUAUUUUAUUUUAUUUUAUUUCAUAAGUUAUAGGUAGGGCCUCAUCAAUUAAUCUCGCUUCGGCCUUAUUAGAGAGAGAAGUUUUUCCAGCCUUUGGUGCUAGACGUGUAUAUGUUAAUUAUUAUUGACAUUAUGAUGAUUAUUAUCAUACUGUGUUAGUUGCCAUACACUGGCAAACUUGCUUCUCUUAUGUAAAGUUGAUCUUGCGACGAGAUCUUGCUUUAUGAAUUAAUUGUUUUUAAAGUAA